Didymella exigua CBS 183.55 is the source of this 3723-nucleotide messenger RNA. Its product is annotated as ARM repeat-containing protein. NCBI's taxonomy places the organism in Eukaryota, Fungi, Ascomycota, Dothideomycetes, Pleosporales, Didymellaceae. The transcript has 4 exons. Bases 379 to 3462 code for a protein of 1027 amino acids. Gene Ontology annotation, biological process: protein import into nucleus. Gene Ontology annotation, cellular component: cytosol; nuclear envelope. Gene Ontology annotation, molecular function: small GTPase binding. The record is from RefSeq and is a predicted model, not a curated record.
AGGGUCUUCUCCAACAGUUCUACCGUUGCAUGCUAUUUUUGCUUGCUCUUCUUCCUCGACUUGGAAACUCCAGUGUCUAUUAACUCUACAUUAGCAUAGCGCAGCAUUGUAAGAACUGCCUUGUCUUUCGCCGCCGCCGCCGCCGCCGCCAUACUUGACCCCACUUGCGUCAGGUUCGGGCACAACUAACUGCCAGGCUUCACCACCGGCGUGCCCCUCCUCCGGGUCGCGUAACAUUUCUCCAGGCUGUUGGUCCCAAACCUUGCACCACAACAGACGCGUCCCCCGCCGUAUCCUACCCAGACAUUCCAACGCGGGGAACGUUGAACGCUAGACGCGUCCACUAGCCUUUUGCGCGCACGCCCCUCGUCAGCAGCAAUGGAGGAACAGCUAGUCGCCCUCCUCGCCGCGACCCAGUCGGCGCAGGAGACUCCGCGAAAACAUGCCGAGCAGCAGCUGAAGUCGUUCUAUGGCCAUCAGGAGCUGCCUCUCGGCCUCGUGGGCAUUGCCUGCCAUGACAGCGUGCCCCUCAACACCCGCCAGGCGGCCCUGCUGUCGCUCAAGCAGCUGGUGUUGGCUGGCUGGAGUGACAACUUCGAUGAAUUCAAGGGCCAGCUCCUAGUCAACGAUGAGACGAAGGCACAGCUCCGGCCCCAGCUGCUCCAGCUCGCGACAACAGAUCACCUCGACCGCAAACUGAAAGCCGCCGCUAGUCUUGUUGUCAGCAAGAUCGCUGCUGCCGACUACCCAGCUGAAUGGCCCGACCUCCUCGAAAGCCUCCUCCAACUCAUCCCACGUGCCACCGACGGGCAAUUGCACGGCGCAUUGAAGGUGCUGAGCGAGCUCGUUGACGACUGCUUCAACGAGCACACUUUCUUCGGUGUGGCGCCUCAGCUCGUCAAGGUCAUUUAUGAUGUGGCUGCGAACGAGCAGAGGCGGCCGCAGCACCGAGCAUUGGCCUGCAGCGUGUUCCGUGGAUGUUUCGAUAUUCUCGAGAUGAUCCUGGAGGAUCACAAGGCUUCGGUGAAGGGCUUCGCAGACGAGAUACUGAAGGAGUGGCUGCCGUUCUUCAUCGGUGUGCUGAAGACGAAGCUCGCAAACCCGCCUAGUGAGCAGGAAGAGAUGGACGAGGCGCCAAACGCCGAGACAUACAAGGGCCUCAUCUCCUUGAAGCUCCAAGUUGUGAAGGUUCUCAUGCGGAUACGAUCCGUCUUCCCUUCGAUGCUCUCCCCGCACAGCCUUAUGCUAUUCCAAGCGACCUGGGAAGAGCUGUCAACCCUCCAACCAGCAUACCACCUCAUGUACAUCCAAGAAGAGCGACAGAGCAGGCUGGAAGACGCCGAUGGACUGCCCUACACUCUGGACUUCCUCGUCCUCGAAGAGCUCGACUUCAUGCAGGCAUGUCUCCGAGCGCCUCCAGUGCGUGCCCAGCUUGAGCAGGAGCUGCAGCAUCAGUCUGCCGAGAAUUCAUGGGUUACCGAAGUCAUGAAGCUCGCAGUUGGCUAUGCGCAGAUUACGACGGAGGAGGAAGGUCUUUGGGAUAUCGACGUCAACAUCUUCCUCAGCGAGGAAACAAGCGUCACUGCCAACUACACUCCUCGAACCGCGUGUGGCGACCUGGUGAUCAAGCUUGGCGAAUGGCUGUCCGAACCAACCAUCAACGGCCUCCUCACUUACACACGAGCUUUGUACUCCGGGACUGAGAGCUGGAAGGCCAAGGAAGCUGCGCUUUACGUUCUUAGCCAGAUGCUUAGCGACUUCCAGGACACUGAUAAGCAGAUCAGCCCAGAAGCCGCGAGUGGCUUCGUUGACUUCACCCGCUAUGCCAUGCAACAGCCAGAUGCUUUCCUCAGAGCGCGUGGUUACUUGAUCGCAGGAAGUCUGACACGGACAUCAGGCGAUGCCCUCCAACAAUACGCUACAUCUUUCCUCGAAGCAUCACUGCAAGCCAUAUCAAACGACGAGUCCGACGUGGUCCGCGUAUCUUGCAUUCGCGCCUUGCAAUUCUACCUCCAGGCUCUGCCUGCCAGUGUCACACAACCCAUUCAGCCCAACAUCAUUCACGCCAUCCAGGAAUAUCUCAACACACAAGAUCUGCAAGAGUUGGCCGAUAGUGACGACCUGAUGGUCACGUUGGUCGAGACGCUCAGAGAUGCUAUUCUCAUUGAUACACGCAUCUGCAUUACUGCCAACGGCCUAGACCUUCUGUUUUCGAUUGCCAGCCACGGAGCCAACAACUUCCAGCUCACUAUGCUGGUCAAUGAGACCUUCGAAGAAGUGACACAAUCCAUUGCUCGCAUGGGUGGCGACGCCUACGUCAAUUUGUGCGCGAAGGUCCUUCCCUCACUCACUGCUGCGUUCGAUGUCGGCAAUCUUACUGAAGAGAAUGCUCUCACCAACCUGGCUGCUGAGCUUCUUGGAGUGCUUGCCGAAUACGGCCCUGAACCCCUACCUCCGGGCUUUGUCGCAGCUACGAUGCCCAAGCUUACUCGACUGCUUCUUGGCGCUGUCGAUGAAGAGUUGCUCAAGGUUGCCACCAUCGCAGUAAAGAACAUCAUCUCGCACGACCAUCAGCAGCUGUUCGAGUGGCGCGAUGAGACCGGCAAGGCAGGACUUGAGGUCGUUCUUCUGAUGAUCUCACGCCUCCUCUCGUCUGCCUCUGACCACGCUGCUGGCGAAGUUGGUGCUCUUGCUGCCGAGGUUGUCGAGAAGGCUGGCCACGAGAGGCUCGGACCGUAUCUCGAGGAACUUCUGCAUAGCGUUGCUUUGCGCCUCGCUAACGCGGAACAAGCACAGUUCAUCCAGAGCCUCACCCUUGUCUUUGCACGACUCAGCUUGAACCACGCCUCCGAAGUCGUCGAAUUUCUGGCGCGGCAGAACAUUAAUAACCAGAAUGGUCUCCAGAUUGUGAUGGCAAAGUGGCUUGAGAACUCGAUUAACUUCGCUGGCUACGAUGAGAUCCGUCAAAACGUCAUUGCUCUGUCGAAGCUGUACGAUUUGAGGGACCCACGAUUGGCAGACAUCCAGGUCAAAGGCGAGUUGAUUCCUAAUACCGAUGGUCGCAUCGUGACAAGGAGUCGCGCAAGAACCAACCCUGAUCGAUGGACGAUUGUGCCUGCCACAUUGAAGAUUCUCAAGGUGUUGAUCGUCGAAUUACAAUCAGCUGCAGGAGCCCCGCUUGAUGUCAAUGCUGCAGCUGAGCUCGCAGAAGACGGUUCGGACGAUGGAUCCUGGGAAGAUGAGCCCAAUCCAUUCGUCGACCUUGGCAGCGGCUUCACCAAGGAGCAGCUUAUGGCGUACGCUGCCGAUGACAGCCCAGGUAGCGGUCGCCAGCGAGACGACGAGACCCAAGCGUUCCUCGUCGAGUUCUUCACUCGUGCUGCGACCACCCCUAGGUUCGCAGAAGAGUUCAAUCAGUUAAACGAGGACGAAAAGCAGAGGUUACGUGACAGUGCCACGUGAGCAAGUAAGUCGAAGUGGAUGUUCAAUGAUUAGACGAUAUAUGAGAGCGGUUUGGACACGACAACAGUCUAACAAGCGCACGGGGUGUGGAUAGAUAAGAUAGCAGCAUCAUAAAAAUUAUCACUGCAGCGAUUGCGGCAAUGCAGGUUACGAAGUACAUGUUAUCUUUUCUUGCGGGCAUGCAGGCAAAACAAUGUGGUGGAGAAGUGAAUAGCAUCUUGCUUGGUGCUUUAAAUCAGUGACAGAAAGUAGAAUGAUUUG